UUUAAGCACACUAUAUAAUUAUUUAACAAAAAAGGCCAAAUUUAUGCUUGACAAAAAGCGUUUUUUUAACUAUUAAUAAUUUUCACGUUAAACUACUAAAUGACUGUACUCCACGCAAAUCCUAAACUGUUUAAAUCGGUGAGAUAUCUUAACGAUGUCCUUUUUAUUAAGAAAAACCGAAACCUCCCUAGUCCACUCGUAUGUGUUUCUAGGCCUAUCAUGCCCGGUCUAAUAUGGCGGCGCUGUUGACGUAUCACAGCAACGGGCUCAAUGCGUCUAGUGUGUUUUUCUUUAUUUUUUAUUAUUGAACUUCAAAGAAAUACAAUAAAACAUUUUCAAUUACAGUUAAAACUUAAGUAAAAAAAUAAAUGUGCAAAGUAUAUUCGUCUAGUAUGUCUAAUGGACCAAUCGAAAGGUCUGCACAUCUAAUUUCAACCGCAAAUUGUAUUUCAACAUACUACGAUUGGCGACAAACACUAAUGCUAGUUUUGAAUACUACGUAGGACGGAUAGUAUAUUAAAAUAAGUGGAAAUUUCUAUCUCAAACGACAUGCAUACUAGACUUCUUUUUCUUUCACACUGUGGCUAAACAACCAUUACAACUAAAGUACAAUAACAAAUGGCCGUACUUUGUCUUUUUACCUAAUAUUUGUUUGUCAAGUUGUUAUUGACUUCGUUGUUGAGGGAAAUAGUCUUAACCACCCAGUUGGUUGGCUGCUCUUGGUUUUCGGCCGGUUUGGUCACCCAGUUAGGCCAAAUUGGUGAUUAGCAGGUACCAUAAAACUACCCGGAGAAACGACACACUUGGCAGCCGAGAUUACAAUAAGAAAAUGUUCAUUUUAAAUCUUAAGAAGAUCGAGUCAAUCUCACCUCUUGUCAAGCAGUUGAAUUCACGCAGACGCAGCGACUGUGAAAGAGUGGACAAAAGCCUCUCUAGGACGAGACCUAUAUGGAAACAAGAUGGCAGAGCCCCACGAAUGUCUGACACGUUAGAGCGGCCCGUUCUGCUCAAACCUUUUACAACGUCACCUGGACUGACUCUUGUGAAGAGUUGUAGAAUGGAUGAACAGAGAUGUAUCCUCCCACCACCUCUCAAAACGGAAGAAGACUACAUCCCCUAUCCCAGCGUCCAUGAGGUGUUGGGUCGAACCGGUCCUUUGCCGCUGAUUCUGCUCCCCCAGUUUGGUGGUUACUGGAUUGAGGGGACCAAUCAUGAUUUAGGCUCCUCCUCUGCGCCGGAAGAACCGCCCCCGUGUCCUACAUCGCAGUGUACACUGGAGACAAACAGCAUAGCCAAGAUCUACAGGGAGGACUUUUUGGGAAAGGAGCACUUCAAUUAUUACUCGGUGGACAGCGUCUUGGGCCACCUGGUCUUCUCCGUAAAAUAUGAUGUGAUUGGAGACCAGGAGCAUCUGCGACUGUUGCUCAGGUCAAAGUAUAAAACCCACCAUGAUGUGAUACCCAUUUCAUGUCUGACCGAGUUCCCCAAUGUGAUCCAGAUGGCAAAGCUUAUCUGUGAAGAGGUGAAUGUGGACAGAUUUUACCCCGUCUUAUACCCGAAGGCGUCUAGACUCAUCGUGACCUUUGAUGAGCAUGUCAUCAGCAACAAUUUUAAGUUUGGAGUAGUUUACCAGAAAUUUGCACAGUCUACAGAGGAGGAAUUAUUUGAGAACACUGAGGAAAGUCCGGCCUUUGUUGAGUUUUUAGAGUUCUUAGGAGAGAAGAUUGAACUUCAUGACUUCAAAGGUUUUCGGGGUGGUCUGGAUGUGACACACGGUCAAACGGGAACCGAAUCAGUCUACUGCAACUUCCACAACAUAGAGAUCAUGUUCCACGUGUCCACUAAACUGCCGUACACGGAAGGAGAUUCUCAGCAGCUCCAGAGGAAAAGGCACAUAGGAAAUGACAUCGUGGCUAUAGUUUUUCAGGAGGAAAACACACCGUUUGUACCAGAUAUGAUCGCGUCCAACUUUCUGCACGGUUAUGUAGUGGUUCAAGUGGAGAACGCCUGCACAGAUAAUGUUCUGUAUAAGGUAUCUGUGACAGCGAGAGAUGAUGUGCCUUUCUUUGGACCAACUCUCCCAGAGCCUGCCAUCUUUAGAAAGACUCCUGAGUUUCACGAGUUCCUCAUGACCAAACUGAUCAAUGCUGAAUAUUCCUGCUACAAAGCUGAAAAGUUUGCCAAAUUGGAGGAGAGAACCCGUUCUGCUCUUAUGGAGACUUUAUAUGAGGAGCUUCAUGUUAACAGUCAGUCUAUGAUGGGUCUGUGUGGAGAUGAUGAUAAACUGGAGAAUGGAGGAGGAGGCGGAGGAGGAUUCUUUGAAACUUUUAAGCGUGUGAUCCGCAGUAGAAGUCAGUCGAUGGACGCGAUGGGCCUCAGUAACAAGAAGCCACACACAGUCUCCACAAGCCACAGCGGGAGUUUUACACACAACCCUCCAGAAACCCCCAAAACAGCCGGCAUCUCUUUGAACAUCCCUGGAAAAAGCCCGACCAGGAAGAAAUCUGGCCCGUUCACCUCCAGGAGGAGCAGCGCGAUUGGGAUCGAGAACAUACAGGAGGUUCAGGAGAGAAGCAGCAGAGAGGUGUCUCCCAUUCCACAGAGAUCUGACUGCAGCUUUACUCAAGAACUCCGAUUAGACAACUCGUCCAAUCACAGCUCACCUGAGAUGCCCACCACCAAGUUCGGUUCUGCACUGUGCUGUCGAGCUCCUUCCAUCCCCGAGUCUCAGGACCUCUCUCGCUCCUCGUCCAACGCCAGCAGCUUCACCAGCGUGGUGGAGGAGAACGAGCACCAAACCGGAGCGGCGGAAGAGUACGACACCGGACCGGAGAGCCUGUCAUUGGCCGGGACGCCACAGAAGCGAGACUCAUUUCCAUACAGCGCUGUGUGGCUGGAGGACAGCUCCGCUCCUACAAACCAGAGCAGCUCACAUGGUCCCCAUCGACAGCAGUCUGAACCCCGUCCCAAAACAGAGAGACAACACUCGAACUGUUAGCCGUCCAGCAGGCUGUAGAUGACUUUACAGACGUCCAUCAGCAGCAUUUUCAUAAGCAGCCCUCCUGCAGCGAAGACUCUGUGUGCUCACUAGACACUGAAUACUGAGUUGUUCGAGCCAAGUGUGGAUCAGAAUAUCAGCACACUAUUAAGGGCACGAGCCUUUAUUCUCUAUCAUAUGACUGUUGGCCUAUAGGUGAAAUGACAAACCUGCCUAACAUGUCGUCUUUGGCCACGGCCGACUGUGAUGACGUCAGAUAUCCACGACAAUAGUUGGCAGUAGAGAAGAUCUUCUGUCACUUCUGUUGAACAUCAAUGCUUUUAUCAUCAACUUCUUCCUUUCUCUGGCCCUCAAUUUUUUAUUCUUUCUAAUUAUUUAUUUAUUGAAGUUCUCUGUGGGAGUAGAUCUUUUGGGGACAUCUGUAUCUCUGGAAAUAUUAAGGUUCGUCCUAAACCCAUCACCCUUGUGAACACACAACUUUCUCAACCUUUAACCCGACCGUGUCGUUUCGAAAAUUGUUUGUUGCCUUUUGUGUUGUUCUCUGUCUGUGAUGAAUAAUGAUGUUGUUAUUGAUAAAUGUUAAGUGUUGUCUGUA
This is a messenger RNA of Triplophysa dalaica, 3593 nucleotides long. RefSeq names its product RAP1 GTPase activating protein b (gene rap1gapb). Gene Ontology annotation, biological process: activation of GTPase activity; regulation of small GTPase mediated signal transduction. The coding region runs from base 830 to 2998 and encodes 722 amino acids. The transcript is spliced from 24 exons. Gene Ontology annotation, cellular component: cytoplasm. Lineage: Eukaryota; Metazoa; Chordata; Actinopteri; Cypriniformes; Nemacheilidae. The record is from RefSeq and is a predicted model, not a curated record. Gene Ontology annotation, molecular function: GTPase activator activity.